AUGCUGAAAUUCGUGAAGCGCCUCGGCUCUCGCCAGGAUUUGCGAGGAUGGAAAGAAAUUUCGAACAAGAAUAGCGCGCAUAAAGAUGUCCCAUCAACAGCUUCGUCAGACUCGUCGCCGAGUUUCAGAAACCAUAAACCAAUGGCCGCUACUUUUGAAAUACCUUCGGACGUUGCGUAUGACAUACCUUCGACGAUGAAAGCCCAACAGCUCGACGACUACAACACACCAUACGUAUUUCGAAACAAUGUUCCCGUGCCGACACCCACACAUCCUUACGAUUUGCUGAUCCGGGUCGAUGCUGCUGGUUACUGCCAUACCGAUUAUGUAUUAGCGAGCGGUCAUAUGUCGAGUGUCGAGCAACCUGUUUUCCCACACACUGGUUGUCACGAGUUUGCCGGUACGGUAGUCGCUUUGCCCCCGCAUUCAGCACAGUCCGACUUCAAAAUUGGAGACCGUGUUGGUGUUUCUUGUCGCCCGUACCAUGCCUGCGGAGAAUGCGCCGAAUGUCUUGAGGAGGACACACCCGAUAGUGACCCCAGGGGAUACUCUGUUUUGUGUCCAACGAUAAAAAGCCAUGGUAUCGGCAUACCAGGCGGGUUUCAGGAAUACGUGCUGGUAGACUCGCGGCAGUUGACCAUCAUACCGCCUGGUUUGAGUCAGGUUGAGGCGGCACCGUUGAUGUGUGCUGGGGUUACGAUCUAUGCAGCUAUCAAAAAGACGGGUCUCAAACCUGGUCAGCGAAUUGGUAUUAUAGGCUGUGGUGGUGGACUUGGUCAUUUGGGCUUGCAAUAUGCGACUGCGAUGGGUUUGAGGGUUUAUGGAGUCGAUAAUGCCGAUAAACCGCUCGCUUUGGCGCGGGGAUUAAAGAAUGUUUCUGGCGCAAGGAUUAUCGACGCACGCACAACGACUGCAGCAGAAGCAAUCGCUCAUAUCAGUACGGAAGAUCGAAGACCGAUCCCCGGCCAAUUCGGUCUUGAUGCAGUCAUUAUCUUACCGGAGAGUCAAGAGGCUUUCCAGUACGGCGUGGAUAUGCUCAAGAACCACGGUAAAUGUGUGGUUGUCUCGUUUCCUCCCGAAGGAUUCCACACGAGUUCCUUGGAUCUCAUCUUUAGAGACAUCACUUACGUCGGCAAUGUCUCUGGUACGACCAAGCAGCUACGGGAAAUGACAGCCUUCUCCGCCAAACACGGCAUCAAGGCUCAGAUAAAUACCUUCCCACUUGAGCAGCUCAAUCGAUUGGUGGAAGCAUACCUAUCCGGCCAUGGUGGGAAGUUGGUGGUCGAUUACCACUAUAAAAAUUCAGCGUCAUGA
Messenger RNA from Talaromyces amestolkiae, 1314 nucleotides. RefSeq lists its product as uncharacterized. Bases 1 to 1314 code for a protein of 437 amino acids. The record is from RefSeq and is a predicted model, not a curated record. NCBI's taxonomy places the organism in Eukaryota, Fungi, Ascomycota, Eurotiomycetes, Eurotiales, Trichocomaceae. Gene Ontology annotation, molecular function: oxidoreductase activity. The transcript has a single exon.